AAGAGGAAGCGAAUCGGGAAAAAGAUAAAGAGGACUCUUUUCAGUGGACAAUGGCCUCAACCAUUCUUCCACCGUCCAACGCUCACCUUCUCUGCUUUAACACUCAUCACCGCUCUCUCUCUCUUUCUCUCUCUCCAACUAUCAUCAAGUGGGGAUGGAGAAGAGAGCAAGAUGCAAGCAUAGUUGCCAAUAGAACCCGAGGUCAAGCAUUUCUUGUCCUGGCAAAUCCCAAUGUAUCUUCAGGAAAGGAAGGUUCAAAUAAAGAUGUGGUCAUGGUUGAUCCUGUGGAAGCCAAGCGUUUGGCUGCCAAACAAAUGGAAAGAAUUAAAGCAAAAGAGAAAAUCAAGAAAAGACGCCAAAUUGAGGCUAUUAAUGGAGCAUGGGCAAUGAUUGGUCUCACGGCAGGCCUCGUUAUUGAAGGCCAAACUGGAAAAAGUAUUCUUACUCAGGUGAAAUUUGGAAAUGUUCCUUUCUACAUGUGCUUGUGUCAUAACUAUGAGCUUAGAUAAACAACACAUGGAGACGUGAGGACAUUAUUGAAUGCAUACACCAAAUGGAAAGGAUAAGGCUUCUCUAAGGUUUGUCUCUAAUGUAAGCAAGUAAGGGUGUAUCCAUUCCAUAUUCAAUUUAAGUGCAUUAUGAUGGUUGGAUAUAUUCUUACUUGCUCACUUCGGAGGAGCUUUUUCCAAAGGACAUAACCUAGAAAAUUUUUCUUGUAUCCUUGUUAUCAACUUCUCAAAUCAAACAAUGAUGUGGAUAUUUUCCUACAUUUAAUAGUCUUCAUUAAAAAUAUGCUUUGGAAUUUUAAAAUAUCCACAUGUCAGUGUUUGAUUUCCAAAGUUGAUAGUGAGGCUAUAAGAAACUUGACUUAUGUUUUAUCCCUUUUCCAACGAGAUAUCUGAUGUUUGAAUUACUUUUAUCGGUUUUUCUAAUGUAUGUAGAAAGGUACAUUAUAAGAACCUAUGGAUAAUAAAUUUUUAUUGAAAAUAUAAGAUAUUACGAAAUUAAUGCAUUGGCAACAUUAAAUACAAUUUUCAAUAGAAAGUUACUAUUUAUAGUUUCUUAUUGUGUACCCUUGAGUAAGUUUAAAAAAUCAUACUUUUAUUACUUUCAUUUGGCUGAACAUUUCCUGUUUGCUGUUUAAUGUAUAAACAAUUUUUCCUUUCAGCUGCAAGACUACUUUGGUGCAAUUAUUAGCUUUUUUGUGCGGUAGACUUCUUCCAAGAUGUGCAUGUAUACAUAUUAAUAAAUUCAGAUUCUUUCUCACAUUCUUUGUAAUUAUAUCUGUUGAAAGUACACCGAUCAGGUUUUUUCUUCACAGACUGAGCCUUACUAUUUUCACUACUCAAUUUUCGUUGUUUCUGAUAAUGCAAAAUAUGUAACAAGAUUUUACAAAAGAAUUGAGCUGCUAGUCAAUUAAUGUUGUUUGGUAAGGAUGUUUGUCUA
Messenger RNA from Abrus precatorius (Indian licorice), 1446 nucleotides. RefSeq lists its product as uncharacterized. The transcript has 4 exons. The record is from RefSeq and is a predicted model, not a curated record. NCBI's taxonomy places the organism in Eukaryota, Viridiplantae, Streptophyta, Magnoliopsida, Fabales, Fabaceae. Gene Ontology annotation, cellular component: chloroplast thylakoid membrane. The coding region runs from base 51 to 509 and encodes 152 amino acids.